AUGGUCGGCUUUUCAGCCAGAUACAAAAAGUUCCCCUCCUUGGACACCCCAAGCUUUUCCAAAGACCCCUUGAAUCAACAGAUCCUGCGCAACCUCAAGAAGCUGUACGAUGAGCACUCUAAAGACUGGGACCGAGGCACCAGGUAUGCCAUCAUCGAUCACGUCCUCAACGGUGACACAGCAGUCACCGAGCGCAUAGCUCUUGCUCCUUGCAAGCACAAACUGCUGAGCCGGAACAUGACUUUUGCAAUCUGGGUUGUCUUGAGAGCUACCUACGGCUUCAGCAAGAUCGUCAGACUGCAACACAGACUUGUCACGCAAUACCCGGGUAUUGAUCCGGAAUCCUUGGUCAGUCCUCUCAAGAGCAGUACUCUCGAAGAGGGAACAUCACAGGUUGCCCGACACCGCGAGCCAAGCAUCUUUGGACCAGUAGGCGUUUCCCAGUUCACGUACCAACACCAACAGCAAAGCGUCCCCCCAAAGCGAAAGCAGCUUGAUAUUGUGGAUUUUCAGCCGUGGAAGAUCUCAAACAAAAAGAUCAAAAAUGAAGAGGAUACCACAUCCAAUCUACGCUCGCCUGCUUUUCAGAAACCCCUCCUGCCUGCACAAGAGGGCCACAGCACGACUUCCGUUGCCUGCAAUGCCCUUCUUGCAUCGAUUGAAAGCCCUGAGCAGGAUACCUUUCAUGACCCCGAGAACGAGGAAAAUUGUGAUCCGUCUCUUCAGACCGCCCUCCACAGUUCUGCACAAGCCCUUGAUUCUAGCCAUUCAGUCUCAACAGAGAUAAGCGGUAACCAGUCGGCCAAUUUUACCCCCCUCAUCCAACAAAACCAAGAUUUCAAUGUUCAACUCCACAAAUUACGAUCGGAAGUCGACCAGAUAAAGAAGGAAAGGGAUAUCGAGCAUCAAGGGUUCAUCAAGAUAAUUGCGUCGCUUCGUGAGGAGCUCCGAACGGUCAGCCGUAAAUCGACCCAAGGACAAGUCUUGACCAAAGCCUCGAAAGUUGAUACCGCAUUGACGGAAUACAACAAUGCUGCCCGCGCGCUGCGUACAUCCCUCGACUCACUGGCAGUGGAAUUGGAAUUGGAAUUGGAACUGGUUGAGAAGAAAGAUCAAGAGAAACACUUGCAGGACUUGGGAACGACUGUUCAUACGAUGAAGAGUUCCAUGAUGGCUGUGGAAACGUACUUCGAUCCCCAGCAACAAAAAUUCCGAGACAACAUGAAAGCUCUUGGCACGAUGGGUUGA
Fusarium coffeatum is the source of this 1248-nucleotide messenger RNA. RefSeq lists its product as uncharacterized. Bases 1 to 1248 code for a protein of 415 amino acids. NCBI's taxonomy places the organism in Eukaryota, Fungi, Ascomycota, Sordariomycetes, Hypocreales, Nectriaceae. The transcript has 2 exons. The record is from RefSeq and is a predicted model, not a curated record.